CAUGCCUGUUUUCACACAGUCUGAUCGUUUCUCAGUCUAAGUUUAUCUUGUCAGUUUUAUUUCCUCUUUGGUUCCAUGAAGAGUCGAUCGUUUCUCUGAUCGUCUCCAGUCCAUCGCUCAGUUUCAACAUGAACACAGUGAGCUGAGCUCUCAGCCCUGAGGGACUCCAUCCUUCGAUCAGAGCCUCUGUGGGCAGCUUGUGGUUUCUUCUGAUAACUUUCUGCGUUUCCUCAUACGUCCUGCUCACCUUUAUCGCUCGUCAGAUAAAACUGGUGUGAAGCAGCAGCUCGGUGCCAGCAGCCUGAAUCUGUCGCGUGUCUCGUUGCUCUCACAUCCUCCUGCCGCCGGCUGCGGUUUGGCUCAACAGGAUGUUCUUGACUUCGCUCUGAGACGGACAGAACGGCUUCAGCCUGCAGACGAGAUGAACGCCGCCGCACCGCCGAUGCUGCUCUAUUUAUCUCUGAGCUUCAGCUGCUGCCAGAUGGUUUCCUGCCAUGAAGCAUCUCCUCCCUCCUCCCUGGUCGUCUCCCCCAGCCGGUCUCAGUUCUUUGAGUACGGUUCUGUCUCCAUCAGCUGUGAGCGGUUUGGACCGGACGGAUGGAUGGUGUGGAGACAAACCGCAUCAGGGCUGCAGGUGUCUCCAUGUUCUGUGUGGGGAAGUCAGACCUCCUCCACCUGCACCAUCAGCACCCUGAAGAAGACGGACAGCGGCGUGUACUGGUGCGAGUCCAGAUACCGGGACAGCAGCCACACCGUCAACAUCACCGUCACCACCGGACAGGUGGUCCUGCUCGGUCCAGUCCUUCCUGUGACGGAGGGAGAUGACAUCACUCUGACCUGUCAACAUAAGAGCGGAGCUCCACAUUCUAACGCUGAGUUCUUCAAAGACGGAUCCAAGAUGGCGUCUGAAGGCGAACUGGUCCUCCGUAACGUCUCCAGGGCCCAUGAAGGAGGUUACGCCUGUAAAAUCAACGGGGUCACAUCUGAGACCAGCUGGCUGCUCAUCAGAGGUCCACCAGCAUCUAUGUGUUAUACAUCUAUGGUAGAAGAGUUUCCACUGACUGGGUGUCCAUGUCUGUCCCCAGAUGUGUCCAAGCCGGCGUCUCUGACUGUGAGUCCGGACUCGGCUCAGGUUCCAGAGUAUGGCUCCUUCAGUCUGAGCUGCAGCAGCUCGGCUCCAGGAUGGACCAUCAGACGCUUCUCUGACACCAAAAAGACGUCCAGCUGUGGGGGAGACUGGGGCGUCCUGUCUUCUUCUUCUGUCUGCAGCCUGCAGACGGCCAAGAAGUCUGACAGCGCCCUCUACUGGUGUGAGUCUCCGUCCAUGCAGCGGAGCAACACGAUUCAGAUCACCGUGCAUGACGGUCCGGUGGUCCUGCUGAGUCCGGCCCUUCCUGUGACGUCUGGACGAAGCGUCACUCUGACCUGCUGGACCAAGAGCUCGGCUGCUGCCUCGGCUGAUUUCUUUAAAAACGAUUCCUUGAUCGGGUCGGGAUCAGGAUCCUUCACCCUGCACUCCGUUUCCACGGCCGAUGAAGGUUCCUACCGCUGCAGGGCGGGAGGCGGAGACUCUCCGCCCAGCUGGCUGUCGGUCAGAGCUCCUGCAGAUCCAGAUCCUCCUCCUCCUUCUCCUCUUCACUCCAUCCUGUGGAAAAUCCUCUACGCUCCGGUUUCCAUCUUUUAUUUCAUCCCCAGCUGCAUCUGCAUCUAUAAACUCAGAGCCACAGGCUGGAGCCCAGCGGGCCGGACCAGAACCUCUGGACCCAGACGAGCCGCAGAAGAAGAAGAAGCAGCAGGUGGAGGCGACUACGACGACGCCAUGAAUCCUGUGACCACUGAGCAUCGCUUCUGAGUCUCGGUUUAACCUCCGACCUCUAAAUGUUUCCCUGCUGGUGUCAUUUGUUUCUCUAUUAUCUGUAUAAAGAAUAAAAUACAAGCUUUUUAUUUUUUAAAUUAGUUUUUUAACGGUUCAGGAAGGAAACUGAGGUCAAAACCUUUCUGAAGUUUGACGUCCUAGAAAUGUUUAUUAAUAAAUGCUUAAAGUUAAAUUUCAUCAUGAAACUUUGAAACUAAAUGAUGAAAAACGUUUUUAUUUUGUGGAGUUAAAGGGAUAAAAACAGGGCAGCAGGUGAAGCUGCUACAUUUAGCAUUAGCUAGCAGUGUCUGUUAGCUAAUGCUAAUGCUAACA
Messenger RNA from Poecilia latipinna (sailfin molly), 2188 nucleotides. RefSeq names its product obscurin-like. NCBI's taxonomy places the organism in Eukaryota, Metazoa, Chordata, Actinopteri, Cyprinodontiformes, Poeciliidae. The transcript is spliced from 9 exons. Bases 422 to 1852 code for a protein of 476 amino acids. Gene Ontology annotation, biological process: cell surface receptor signaling pathway; immune response. Gene Ontology annotation, molecular function: transmembrane signaling receptor activity. The record is from RefSeq and is a predicted model, not a curated record. Gene Ontology annotation, cellular component: external side of plasma membrane.